CCCUCUUUCUCGUUUUCUCUCCUUUCUUUUUCUCUCUCCUUCUCUCUCUCUCCCUCUCCCUCUUUCCCCUUCUUUCUCUUCCCCCUAGUCUUCCUCCUCCUCUCUUUCCUCAGGUGCAUCUUGGGAGAACAGGUGUGAGGGAGGAAGAGGCUCCCCAAAGUUCCUUCCUUCCUUCUUUCCUUCCCUCUCCUCUUCCUUAUAAUCUCCAAAGUGCUGCUAGCAAGUCAUGAUGGUUGAAUCUGCCUCGGAGACAAUACGUUCCACUCCCUCCAGCCAGAAUGGUGUCAGCAGUCUAAACAAUCCAACUGAUGGAGGAGGUGGAGGAGGUGGCGGAGGUGGUGGUGGUGGCUGUGGAAGAGAAGGAGGAGCCAGUGGGGAAACCAAUGGAGAAAUGAGCCCAGUGGAACUUCUGCAUUUUCAGCAGCAGCAGGCUCUUCAGGUGGCACGGCAGUUCCUUCUCCAGCAGGCAACAGGGCUGACCUCUCCCAGCAGCAAUGAAAAUAAGCAGCCAGCCGUUCAGGUUCCAGUGUCUGUGGCCAUGAUGUCUCCGCAGAUGAUCACCCCACAGCAGAUGCAACAGAUCCUUUCUCCUCCUCAGCUCCAAGCCCUUCUGCAGCAGCAGCAAGCAAUUAUGCUACAACAGUUGCAAGAAUACUACAAGAAGCAGCAGGAGCAACUUCACCUGCAGCUGCUGACUCAGCAGCAAGCUGGAAAGCAGCAAGCCAAAGAGCAGCCAUUAGGGAAUAAGCAGCUGGCAUUCCAACAACAGCUACUGCAGAUGCAGCAGCUGCAGCAGCAGCACCUGUUAAACCUCCAGCGACAAGGGCUGGUCAGUUUACAGCCAGGACAAGGCACCGUUCCUCUGCAGACCCUUCCACAAGCUGUGUGUCCCUCAGACCUUCAGCAGCUGUGGAAAGAGGUUACAGCUACUCAGCCUGUAGAAGAAAGUAUCAAGCAAGAGGGACUUGACCUCAGCACCAACACCUCCAAUUCUACCUCGUUUUCGGCCGCCAAGGUCUCUCCUCCAAUUUCCCAUCACCCUCUCCCCAAUGGACAGAACGCCAUGCUCGCACAAAGGAGGGACAGCUCUUCUCAUGAGGAGACCCCUGGUUCUCAUCCUCUGUAUGGACAUGGAGAGUGCAAGUGGCCUGGUUGUGAAACCCUCUGUGAGGACUUGGGACAGUUUAUCAAACACCUCAAUACAGAACAUGCACUUGAUGACCGGAGCACGGCUCAGUGUCGAGUUCAAAUGCAAGUGGUACAGCAGCUGGAAAUACAGCUAGCUAAAGAGAGUGAACGUCUCCAGGCAAUGAUGGCCCAUCUCCAUAUGAGACCUUCAGAGCCAAAGCCCUUCAGUCAGCCUCUUAAUCUGGUUUCCAGUGCCACCCUCUCAAAGAGCACUUCUGAUACCUUCCCUGAUGGAUUACCUCAUCCCCCCACCUCUGCUACUGCACCCAUUACUCCAUUGAGACAGGGUCCUUCUGUCAUCAGCUCAUCCACUUUACACAGCGUAGGGCCUAUUCGCAGGAGAAACUCAGAGAAGUUCUGCACGCCAAUCUCCUCAGAACUUGCACAGAAUCAUGAGUUUUACAAAAAUGCAGAUGUUCGCCCCCCCUUCACAUAUGCCUCACUUAUCCGACAGGCUAUCCUUGAGACGCCCGACAGGCAGCUAACAUUGAAUGAAAUCUACAAUUGGUUCACACGGAUGUUUGCCUAUUUCAGGAGAAACACAGCUACCUGGAAGAAUGCCGUGCGCCACAACCUGAGCCUGCACAAGUGCUUUGUGCGAGUGGAGAAUGUCAAGGGAGCUGUCUGGACAGUGGAUGAACACGAGUACCAAAAGAGAAGGCCACCAAAGAUGACAGGGAGUCCAACUUUAGUCAAAAAUAUGAUUUCUGGCCUUAGUUAUGGAGCACUUAAUGCCAGCUACCAGGCAGCCCUGGCUGAGAGUAACUUCCCGCUUCUGAACAGUCCCACUAUGAUCAACACAAGCUCCACUAGUGGCAUGCUACAUGUUGGCCAUGAUGACGUGAGCAGCACUGUGGAACAAGUCAACAGCAAUGGCAGCAAUAGCCCCCGGCUUUCACCACAACAGUACAGCCACCAAGUCCAUGUGAAGGAAGAACCAGCUGAGACAGAAGAUGACAGCAGACCUGUUUCUCUUAUGGGAACAACUAAUCAGAAUGUGACAAUUCCUGAUGACAGAGACCUGGAGGAGGAGCUGCCAGUGGAAGAGUUGUCUUAAGGGCCCUCCUUCCUCACCUUGGGCCCAGCACUUCCCCAGAGACAAAGUAAUGGCUCCCACCUCCUCAAGGUGACCUUCAGCGUUAUCUUGUUUAAGGCACUUCUACAAAGCAAAGGGGUUUCCUUGGGUCUACCCAUUGCUGAAGGCACACCCUUCUUCCCCUCCUUACAUCCCACUGACUCUUAACAGACUUUCAUAGAGGGGGAUGUGCAAAAAAAAAAAAAAACAGAGUUGAGUUUUUUUCUUUUUCUUAAUUUUUUUUAAUUUUGUAAUUGGUAAACGAGGAUGGUAGGUUGUUUCUGUCCGAAGACUUCUUUGUUGCCUCCCCUGUUUUCCAUCACCCCACCAUCAUGGGGAUAAAAAGACGGUGUCUCGUAUUGUCUGCUCUGUGUUCUGUCAUUUUCAGCUUAAAUGCCAUGUUUCCACAAGAAAAGAGUUUGGAAGCAUCCAGUCUAACAAGGGGUAGCAUUCAAGCCGUGGGCUUCUGUGAAUGUCCCCUACUUUCCUAUGGAAAGUAUUUCCAAUAACCUGCCAGUUAAUCCCACUGAGAAUGUUGCACUAGGAGGAAUCUUUUCAGGCACACACAACACACACACAAAAACACAAUUUCAACAAGUUGGAACAGCAGGUGGAAACAUUACCCUUACUGCAAUCCUGAUAUCCCAACUUCUUUGUAUUUCCCGACUGAGAAAGAAAGGAAAAACUGAGCUGGAUAUAAUGAAUACACUGUAGUUCAGCAAGCAGCCAAAUGGUUUCUCACUGCCACAUAUAAAACCACUGGUUAGUCUUUCUCCAACCUGUGUUUCUGCUCCUGCAAGUUCAAGAAUCACUCCUGUUUAACCAGUCAUGCUUGACAGCCGGUCUUCAGUCCACAAACUUUGUCACAAAAUCCAGGGAUGAAUGUCCAUUCCGUGCCAUCACAUACUGUGAAACUUAUUCCAGAAGCCAACACCUGGGCAAUUGGAAAGCAAGCUGAUGCUGCCCAGCAUAAGACUGAAUUCAAGGAAAGACUGUGACUUCUACAAAAGGAAGCCUUUACUUGUUCCUCCUAGUUUGUCAUAUUCUGUCCCUUCUGUUUUAACAAAACUGUGGAUGAGGCCAGAAAGCACUGGUUGUUUAUGUGUGGGUGGAGAGAUGUGUUAAAUGAAAAUAACUAGUAGAUAUGAAUGAAGCUGAUUUGACAAAGCUGGCAAAAUUUGAAGCACUUGGAAUGGGGUGGGGAAGGGGACAGACCAGUGUUAUGUGGUGGUAGAAAACAAACCAAGACCUGGUUUACCAUGCAAAAACUCAAAAGCAAUAUAGAUAAAUAUGAGAUCAACCACACUUUUUCUUUUGUCACCAAUCACAGCAAAGUUAUGGUGAAGUUUCAGCUCCUUCUAGGCAUUAGAUUGCCCGAUGGAACUCAAAUACCACAACUGGUUUGCUAGUCAUUAGUUAUUAGAAGCCAGCUAACUUGGAGGGAACAAUAACUUUCCCAAAUGUUAUAGUGUGACAGGUGUACCUCUUCCAGGUGAACAAACAGUGUUAACCAAAAACCAUUCCAACAUCCUUUGAUUUUUGUCAGCUCAAUGUCUCAUUGCCUCACAUCAGAAUUCAGAUUUAAAAAUAUAUAUGAUAGGCUGUUCUGAUAACAGAAGACAGGUUUCCAAAGGGUAUUUGCCUCUUCUUCCAUGAGAGGGCAAUACAAAAACUCUCUUGAGGAACUGAGACUCUGUCAGUUGCUGGUGAGAGAAAUUAUCUGGGUCACUUUGAGACCACAGAUACAGUAGAUCAAGGAUGGUGGAUACUGUGCUUCUGAAGAGUCUCUUGACACGAACUAAUGUGUGCUUCCUGUUCCCAUCAUUAAAUAUUAGUAGCUUAUAUACAGGGCCUAAUUGGGAUACAAAAAUUGCUCCCAAAAUAUAAACAGCAGGGCAGUUAUUUUGGAAGACAAGCUCAUCCUUAACAACCUGGAUAAUUUCCAAAACAGUAACGGAUCUUCUUCUGUACUCCUACACUUUGUGUUAGAAGCAUAAACUGCCACGGCUAUGCUUGAAGAAUAAAGUGCAACAUCCAUGAGUUUGCCAAAUCCUAUCUCUGUAUUAAGGCUCCAAGGGACUUUAUGGCACUGUAUUUAACAUGAUUAACGUAUUUUAGGAUUUCUUCACACCAUCCUGUGUUUCAUAAUUGGAUUAUGCCUACCCCUUGCUCCAAGCACCAUGCAUUUCAAGGAACAGGGUGAAGUGAGGGCCAAAGUCUUUUGGGUAAGGAGGGCAUUAACCUACACAGAAUGUUGUCUUUCCCCCUGGCACAUAGCAUUGCUCCAUUUAUCUCCAAUACAGUGCAUUCUAAUUGUAUUAAGUCCCCUGUUCACCAGCUGGCAAACUAUUAUCCCCUUCGAGACUUAACUUGGAGGGUUAUAGUAAAUCAGUUGGCACUAUAUAAAAAGACACAUUAUUUCUCUGCAACCCUAAAUUUCUGUUUUAUAUAUGAAUGGAAGUUGGGAUCUAGUCUCAUGGCCAAUAUCAAAUUCAUUCUCUCUGUCUCUCUCUAUGUGUGUGUGUCUCUAUCUCUCUUAUAUAAGUCCACCUCUCUUGGGAAACAAAGUGAUAAGUGAUUUGCAGUGGAGUCCCUGAUUAACCUGCAGCAACGCUAAAGUCACCUGUCAGAAUGCUUUGAGCCUGUCUUUUUCCAAUGAAGGUAUCCCCUAGAAGGGUCUCUGAUGUGUGAUUCUAGCAAAUCCCAUGUUGUUUCUUAAAUUCUGAUAUGAUAUGCCCUAUGAGCUCUCACCACCUUAGCCAGUCUAGACCACACCCCUUUGUGUUUUACAAAUCAUUUUGAUGGUGGUUGUGGAGAAGGAACUGUAUCCCUCCAUACAUAUUGUUGCCUCUUUUUUUGGUAAACCUUGAGAGGUUCUUUUAUCUGAUGUCAGUGUAGCACACAAAUCAUACUUCGUUUCUAAUCCUUUCCUUCUAAAUAGCGUGCAUAAGUGAAACAAUUCAGAUUAUUUCAAAUCUAGACAAACAGUCAGUAGGAAUGAAAAAUACUCUCCCUUUGUGGUUCAUGGCUAAAGAAUAAAAGAAGGCCAGAGCUCUCACUCUGAAAUGACUGGUACUUGGAUCCUGGAGUUUACACUAGAGGGCUCCACUAAACAUGUAGCUUCCUAGCUCAGAUUUCUAAUUUCACCAGGCUGAGCAAAAUUGCAAAGUGUAUUAUUUAGAAGAUUUGAGGGAAUGGCUCUGAUUUGACAUGAAGCAGACUAUACUUGUGGGGGAAAGAGGGACAGUCUCUAAACUUCAGUAAUUUGGAAGUGCUCAUGUCUAAGAGAUGUUAGUCAAACUACAAGAGCUUUUUAAGACCCUCCCCACAGAAAACUAUCAGUUGAAGAGCAAAGUGGCUGGUUCUUCAAAGCUCACAAAAGCAGGAAAAAGAGGACUGCUGGAGCUGAGAAUACCUCAAACCCCUCUGAUUCUGUACUUCCCUCAGGACCCUGCUGAAUUCCAGAAGCAGCUCGGGAAACUCUUCCCAUCCUUUGACACACCGCACCUCACUUUUCCUGUUGGGGUCAUAUUUAAAUGCCUCCCUAGUACAGAAUGCUUUACAAUUGGCUUAACCAUUAACCAAAGACCUUUUUUAGACAAGAAGCAUAAACCAAAACACUUUAUUUUAAUUUUUGUUUGGUGCUUUUAUCCUGAUGUGUUCCAAACUUGCGCUGGCCAAAAAGAGAAAUUCACAAAGAUCCUGCAUCCCUCUUAGCCCUUUUGUCACUUUCUUUUGAUUUUAAGUUAUUAUUUAAACCAAAGUUUACAGGUGCUGUUUUGUACACUUCUAAUGAAGGCAGACCAGAAUCAUGGAUUGCUGCUUUGUGUUUGUUGUUUGCCAAACUGAGGGUGCGCUAUGGAAUCCAGAGAAGGUUUGCAUUCCAUGGAUCUCUUUUGAACUGGUUCCAUCUUCUCUUUUUUCAAAUCAUAACUACCCUCAUUUUGUCUUUUUAACUUCUCAGCUAUUGUUUGUACACAAUAGGAUUAUUCUCUUUGGUUUUAGAAUUAUUUAUCCUCCCCUUGCCUUUGAUUUCUAAAUGAUUGUUGCCCUAACUCUUUAUUCUUAUCCUACAAAAUUAUUGGAAAUGUUGUUUGACACAAUCUCUUGGUAGCACGGGUUUCUGAAUAAGUAUGUGCAAGGUAGGGCUUUUUUUUUACAUGGGGCAGCAUUUCUUAAAAAUCUGAUCCCAUUAACUCUGAAAAUAUAUCUUCUGGGAUUCACCCACCACAUUCUUUGUAACACAUAGGUUCAGCUCUUUGUGUGCAGUAAAAUGCUUCUUAGAGCUGUCUCACAAGCUAUGUUCUAUAUUGUGUCAAAUUGCUUUGCAAACAAAUCCAGAACUGUGUAGUUACAACCUUACCCUUUCUUUUCUAGCAAGUUCUAUUAAGGCAGCUGCUUUAUUAUCAGUUCAGUCUUCAGCAUGAAGAUGCUACCACCCUGAUUCACUGACCUCUGUCUCCCACCACUACAAUACCCAUUUUUGUGUGUUUGACAUCGACAGCUGGUCCUGAGAUGUCCAAGUUAUAUGUUGUUCUGCCAGUAUUAAAUGUGCUGACACCUAGUACUGCACAGUCAAGAUCUGAACUGUAAGCAUCCUUGCUUGUAGGAAGAUAUUAUAACUGUCUCUGUUUAAACCCAAACCAGUGCUCCUUUUGGUGGUUUAUUUGCUUUGACCCAUUUAAAUUAAGAAGCCUAGGAAAAGGGAUCAUAGUAGCAUCACCUAAUGUAUCAUCCAUCUAUUGUAAACCAAUUUAGAGAGAGAGAUAAUAUGAAAUUAUGGCCAUAGUGUUGGGUAUAUGAGAACAAACCCAUACCUUGGUACAGUGAAAUAACCAAACCUUUCCUGUACUCUCUUAGUUAAGACAGCAGUUGUAGAAAAAGUCAAGUUGUUGGACUGAACUACUUUCCUGUUAUGCUUCCCAGUGGUUGUGCGUUUUUCCCCAAUACCAGAACUCCCCAUCCACAAACUGGACUGCCUGGCAAUCAUAGUGCCAUGACUACAACUUGGUCCAAGAAAAGUUAAACUAUUCUUCUGUUUAAAUGUACAAACUGGCACUAUGUUCUAGAUUAUGAGCAGACAAUACAGCAUCAGUAGCUUGCCUUGCUAUUGUGCUGGAAUCUUCCUGUCUUUUUUUAGAACUUUGACUUUCUCUUCAUACCAUCUGAUCCAGUGGUUCUCAUUCAUUGGUCUUCCAGAUGUUUGGGAUAUCAGCUCUCAGAAGCCCUAGCUAAUAUGGCAAGUGGUCAAGGGAUUCUGAGUGUUAAACAUUCGAAACAUGUUGCAAAACCAAAAUUGAAAACCACUGAUCAAGUUUUUUCAUUGGGCCCAAUUGAAAGUAGGGCUCAGUCUUUGCCAUAAGAUAUACUCUGUACCAUUCAAUUUUCUCCCAGAAUGGAUCAUCUCUGGAUUGUAUUCCACUCCAAUCCAUUCCUACUAAUUAGAGUUCCUCUCUUCCUUCAUGGACAGUAUUAAGGUGUGUAUCCUUGCAGGGUAGUUUUAGUUGUAGUUCUUGCUGAAAUAAUAUACCUGCAUCUGAGGUCUGGGUGUUCAUGUGAUUGAAUUCCAUCUCAUACACAUUGAACAAGUUAUUCUCUCCCUGUAAAAAGACAGUUGUUGGGAAGGAGGGCUCUCCUUGAAGUUUUGUCUAUUCGUUUGUUUUAAUAUGGUGGGGUAUAUAAUCACAUUCACUGUUACCUAAAAUCAAACGUGAUAUGCCUCAGACGUUGAUUUUAUAAACCCCCUGGGAAGUUACUAAUUACUGAAGGGAAACUGUGUGCUAAUCUGUGUUAGAUAUUAUUACAAUAUUCUGUUUCUCAGGCAAGUGAUCCCUGCCUGAUCAGAGGUCAGAAGGACUCUUCUCCUCACUGCUUCAUACUGUAGCCCACUAGGUCUAAAACAUUGAAUGUGCUGUCCAGUACAGGGUUUAUAUGUGUUUUUGUCAUUGUGUUGUUGACAUUGCUUUGAAUCUUUUUUGGAUGUUGAAUCUACUCCUGGCCCUGCAGGGAUCCAACACAUAUUUGAGGGUCUAAUAUUAAUAAAUGACAUUUUGGAAGUUUAGUCUCUGUCCUCCAAACUGGCAUGCCCUGUAGGUAUUUCCAUUUCCAUAACUUCAAAAAAAAAACUUAUUAUCUCCACCAUGUGUCCUUGUCCAGCUUUCUCUGCAAUGACUUAGAAUUAAUUAACUUCUUAAAUUUAAUUUGGUCACUUCUACAGUUAUUCAGUGUUCAGUGACACUGCACUAUCCCAGUGAAAGAAGUGACACCAAAACAUCAGACUGGUUCUGUUGCUUUAAAAUUCAGGUCACCUUUUAUGUACUUGAAAAGAAUUCCCAUUUCAGUAAGAGGAUUGUUCUCAUAGUUUGUCUAUGGAUAAAGUUGAAAAGGUAGUAACUUGGAAAAGGGCAGCUGCUAUACAGAGAGAAGCAAAUCCUAAAUGUAUUCCUGCCAGUAAUAGGAUCCCGCUAACUUCACUUGGCAAUUGAUCCAGACCUGCCCUAGUUGUAUUCCCUAUAGCCACAGCCGUAAGAAUUUUACAUUGUGGUUGAUUAAUAAUCAGUAGAUUAUUAUUUCCUAGGGCUUAAAGUAUAUUUGACUAACACUGACACAGUCCUUAAAAGGAUACUGAAGAGUGAACAUAAUUCAGUAUUACUGAAUCAAUAUGCUGUUUGCUAAAGCUAUUCAGUUUGGGGUGGGUUUUGCCCUCUUAACAGCUUGAAAUGUAAAACUUGCUCUGAUCUUUCUUAUUGAUUGAACUGCUAAGACUUCCGUUAGCAACAUUUUCUUUAGCUGCUGCUUUUUGUUUAAAUCUGGCUCAAGUUCCCUGAUCUGUCCAAUCUUAUGUCGAGGCCAUGGCUUUGAGUGUCUUAUUGUUGUUUUUCCUGAAUUACAGAGCAGGAUUCCCAUGAGGGUAAUGUUCAUUUUGUUGUGAGACGUUCUUUACAAAGGGGCUUUCUAACCGUGUAGAACAGAAUCUCUAAACCUUGAUAACAAUGGACUUAGUGAAGACUGUUAGGAUGUGAGCAACUAUCAGGCAAAUGGUAGUAGUUGGUUUACCCUACCACUGUUGUCGGUGUCAGUUUUUUGUUCUGUUACAUUGGCAUAAGUCCAGAGAAUAUUAAUGAUCAGGUGGAGGUGUCCAAACAGUGCCAAGAAAUAGUUCAUCUGUGUUAAUAGUGUGUUUAGAAUAAGCUUGGGCCAUCCAUAGUGUUUCACUUACCUCCUUCCUACAAAACUGAUCCCUGUCUGGAUGCUCUGUACCAAAUGGGCACCGAAACUUUGAUUUCAUCUGUGGCAUUUGCUCUCUGUUCUGGGAUUGCAAAUGCCCUGGUCUUUUUUCAAAUAUCAGAUAAGGUUCUCUAGACCAUUGUUGUUGUUGGUAGACUUAAAGACUUGAAUGUUUUGGGGGUUUUUUUCCUUCCGUUCAGUUUUCAGUAAAUACAUAAUCAAAACAUCCACAUUUAUAUGCUUAUAUACACAGAAAAGGAACCUGUAAAACCUUAUUUCAACUUAAGCAUGUGAGAGGGGUGUUUUCCUACUACAUUAAGGUGCCUGCUUAUUGUUAUUCCAUGUGUCACCUAGAAGGGUAGUAAAGAGUUUUUCUUUGUUUGUUUUAAUGGAAAUUCUUGUGAUUCUGGUCAGUUGUCCUCAUACCUCUCCACUGGCUGCUAUGAGUCUGGACGAGAGGGGUCCAUUUCUUUGGCUACAAGUAACUUGGCAGUACUGGCCUUCCCUGAAUUUCAAUUACAUUAGGUACAUCUGUUUUUGCACAAAGAACUUUUCAUGAAACUUUAUUUCACUCAAACUCCGUGUAGUACUUAACUUUAAAAAUAUUUUAUUAUUUUUGUUACCUCAAAAUGGCUUUUAAAGGGGUAGUGAGGAAAAGACCAAACACAACUUAUGGCAGGAUAGUAUAUGUAUAUAUUGAUCUAUAUGCUGGUUGAAAACCUACUAAAAUUAGUUUAUUGUUGUCUGUUUAACUAUCCUGUGAUAAAACUAAUGCAGGGAAUAUUUUAGAAAGUUUUUUUUCCCCCUUAUUCUGGAAUUUAGGAAGCCAUUCUUGUAUCUCCAAUUCUUGACUUGGAUGCUGUUCCAAUUCUUUAUGUUGUCUUUGGUUUGUUUUCUUUCUGUAAAUUUGUUGGUAGAAACAGUGAGGAUGGGAGGAGAGAGACAGUUGCGGAAAAGGAACUGAGACACUGAUGUAAUCAUUUCCCUUCCCUUCUCACUUCCUGGCAGUUAGAGCAGUAGGAACAGAAGCAAAACACAUUGUAUGAAACCAAAGGUGUGUGUGUUUCAGUUUUGUACGUUGUUUACAUAAUUUUUAAUAUAGAUAUUUUUUCAGGAGAAAGACAAAAAUCCCAGUUGGAAAAUUCUUUAAAAUCCUGUUCUGUUUUAUCUAUGCUCUGAGUUUCCAGGUGUUCAUCUCCACAUUAAACAUAGAAACUCUCCAGAAUUUGCAAGUGAAGGUUGUUGGUUUGGGAGUUUAAUUUUUUCCCCACAUUUAGAUGGUUCCAAAAUGCUGAAGCAUUUAUCAGUUUUGAGUUCUCUUAAUGUUCAUUGUAAUGGGGCUCUGCUACUGUAGAAGUUGAAUAUUGGAGAUCAGUUACUCUCCCCUUUCUUAUUGAGCAUGUGCUAUGUGGAGUUUUCCUGAUGAUCCUCCCAAAGAGUUGAGGCUCUGCUUCUCUGAGUUUUUCACCACUUGGCAUUCUUGUCUUCCAAAUCUCUCACUGAAUCUCAGGUGGCAGGAAAACACCCAAGAACCAAUGACUAGUGACUUUCAAACCAUAUCAGCUUAGCCCUUCAGCAUGAGCCAGGUAGGUCAUUUGAUCUCACUGGAUAAAAAUGGGAGGUUAACAUGUCUCCUGGCAUGACCUGAUUUGUUCAUUUAUAAUAUUUUGUGUUGGCCUUCAGGGGCUUCUUCUAAUUAAAUUUUCUCUGUUGCAAAUGGAUCUCUUCUCCCUCAUCAUAGUACCCAAAAUAUGGUGGGAGGGUGGGGGACUUUGGCAUGUCAGCACUCUGCCCUGUUGUCUUUUCCUUCUCCUGGUACAUAGGAAAGGUCAAGAAAGGGGGCAAGACAUGCAGUGACCUUUAAUAUUGUGGGUUUUUUCUUCCUCACAUUUGUUGGUUUGAUGUGAUCAUCCUUUUAGCAGGUGGCAAGUCAGUGUGAAAGGAAAAGUUAUUAGGGAGGGGGAAAGGAUGUCUGUAAACCUUUGAUCCAUCCUCCUCUCACUGCUUCACACUGCCGUAUUUCCACUCUGUAUAAAGGAAAUAGCAUUGCUGUGUAUUUGUACUCUGGACUUCUGUGUGUCUGCUUUGGCAGACGGUAAACCCUUGUACAGUAGAUCUAGCUGCAUGUAAUCUGUAUGGACAAUGGCAUUAUAAAAUGCAAUAAAAUUAAAUUACCUAUGA
Sceloporus undulatus (fence lizard) is the source of this 11671-nucleotide messenger RNA. It is a transcript of the gene FOXP4, whose product is annotated as forkhead box P4. Gene Ontology annotation, biological process: regulation of transcription by RNA polymerase II. The transcript is spliced from 17 exons. Gene Ontology annotation, molecular function: RNA polymerase II cis-regulatory region sequence-specific DNA binding; DNA-binding transcription repressor activity, RNA polymerase II-specific. NCBI's taxonomy places the organism in Eukaryota, Metazoa, Chordata, Lepidosauria, Squamata, Phrynosomatidae. The record is from RefSeq and is a predicted model, not a curated record. Gene Ontology annotation, cellular component: nucleus. Bases 227 to 2245 code for a protein of 672 amino acids.